UACAUGCACAUAUUAAUAAAUGGUGACUUGUAUUGAAGAUUUAAACAUAUUUUGUAAAAUUGUGCCAGCUUUUAUUAAACUUUCUUCCGUCCGCUACCGUAUAUAUUCAGAGUAAAUCUCGUUAUAGUUGUUUGAUAGUCUGAUCUCGGUUGAACAUUUUGGUUUAUGAGCUGUCUUUUUGAAUUUAUAGAGAUGAAUUCGGGACGAUGUUAAUGGAUUAACAAUUUUGGUUUGCUUUCUAUAUGCUAAUCUCAGGUCGACUCUUUGGACUUUGUUUGGACCGGAUAAAAUGGCAUGGUUUCUGAUGAUUGUCGUUUAGUUGAGUGGAGGAUUUUAGGGCUGGGAUUUUUGGAUUUUCUGAAAAUCGUAAUUAGGUACUAAUUGAAAUUUAUUGAAACUAAAUUUUAAAAAUUUUAAUUAUUAAACAGUUUAAUUGAUAGACAUUUUCAUUAACAGAUCAUUAUCUGAAUAGAAAAUAUUCUUUUUAGAAAGUAUUCGCUGUAUUCUUUGGAAUAAUUGUUUUUGGGCCGCAAAAGUCGAAAGAGUUAAGAGUGUCUGUUAUUUUCUCGAGGGAAAUUGUUCGUUAGAAAACGUCUCGAAAUUUCUUCGAUAGUAAUCACACGUGUUCCUGCUGUGAGAGACAAUGGAGUUUGGUUUUCUUCUGUAAUUCUACUUCGAUGUAAGUGUUUCAAUUUAGUAUUAUAAUGGUAAUAAGAGACAGGAACGUUUUUCAGUUCCUCGAUACUUUCGGUCUUCCCUGAAUGAUGGUUACCACAUUAAAUGCACAGUAAUUAGCAUAAUAUACGUAACUAGUUUUCGACCUACUUUCCUACUGUUGAAUUUCUUCGGCUUGCUAAAGCGCAGGAGUUUUAAUAAACUAUCAUUACCAGUAGUAUAUUGUAGUUUUCCAGUACCUUUUGUUCCACAAAAGCACUCAUCGAGUACGUGGAAACGUUUAAUCGUGAUCUUUGAAAUUUCGAAAUUGGUAUUCCCGUGUGUCCUACUUUUUCUGUCUCUUUUUGAAGAAUAUUCCGUACGAUAGAUACAGUGGAAAAGGAACGAAAAGAAACAGAAAUGAAACAAAUUUUGUAAAAGAUGUUUUUGGAAAAAUGAAUACCUAAAUUUGUAGCGAUCGCUUAAAGAAACAUAAAAUGUCUUUAAUUAAUUGGUAUUUCUCACGAUCGAGAAAAGAUUGGCAUUUUUCUUAUUAAUAUUUCCUACUAUUCAAAAUUAAUAUUUUCCUCUUUAUCUUUCAAAAGGAAAAUCAAUACUUCAAAUCAUCGAAUUCUAUCUCAAAAUAUUGAAGUGUAUAAUUCUCCUCAACAAGCAAAAUAAACAAGAAGAAAGAUUAUCUCUUCACAUCUUCCAAACUAUCCACUUCCCUCAAAAGUGCAAUAUUUCUCCAAAAAAUAAUUCUCUAAUAUAUUCCAAACUGUGUUUAUUUUCUCAAAAAGGCCGAUAGUGACAAAUUUUCCUUAAGAAUCGAACGAAAACUAACAUUUCUUCAAAAACUAAUUUUCUAAGAUCGUCUAUGCUCCGAAAAAAAUGAUAAAAUACCAAAUCUCCAUUAAAAAUUCAAAAGUUAACAUUUCUUCAAAUAUUCCAAAUUUUUGUGAAAAGCCCAAAACCGUUAGAUUUUCGUCGAAAAUCGGUCACAACAAUGCUUCUCAUCUCUUAUCCACGCCACGAACGUCAAACUCAUGAGAAAUAGAUAUCGAUAUUGGACCAAUUAAUCGCAAUGAUGCGUACGUGUCAGGCGAGGCACGACGCACAAGAUUUCCGGUAAAAAGCCGCGACCAGACAUUCACCCUUCCCGUGGAACAGCAGAAAGGCUCUCUCCGUCGAUCUUCAUCCUCCUGCUCCUCCUGUUCUUCCUCCUUCUCCUCGCUCCAGCGUGGAGGAGCCGACUCACUGGCUAGAGAACUCGAGUCUCUCCUGCGGAACAUCCCCGGCAGUUUCACGUCGACGGUCAUCCGGAUCGACUCGUGGCCAAGGUCGAUCGUCAACGGCAACGUUCUUUUCGCGUGAAAAACGUCGGUUUUUUCAUAUUUCUUGCUGAACAGCCGAUUGUCUAUUGAAGAUCUGUGAAAUUAUAACAGCUGAUUAUCCAUUGAAAAUUUGUGAAAUUACAAAAAUUGAUUGUUCAUUGCGACAGUUGAUAAUCUAUCGAAAAUUUGUGGAAUUACGCCAAUUGGAUUAUCUAUUUGAAUAUUUGUGAAAUUACAAGAAUCGAUUGUCCUCCGUUACAACGAUCGAUUAUCUGCUGAAAAUUUGUGAAAUUUGAAAUCGAACAAGUGUUUCUUACAUUUCAUUUCAUAUUGUGGUAUCGAUACAAAGAAGAUGGAGGAGUCCGGAGAACCGUGGAUCUAUACGAUCUAAGUGAUCUAUACGAUAAUAUGGGAUUCGUGGCGGUGGUGCGCUGGUGUUUUUCGAGAAACUUUAGAAAACUUUUGUUUAGGAGACUCUGUUUGAGGAUUUUUGGGCGAAAUUGAGAUCGUGGAGCAUUGGAAAAACGAAUGACGUCGCUCGAUGAAAACACGACGAAGAGAAAAGCUCCAGGGAGCUUAAAAGAGAUACAGACGUGGAUCGUGCUCUAGUUUAGAUCUAGAGCCGAAUAUGUCUUGCGUGGGAAUGUCCUGUUACGAGGAUGGCUUCCGGUUGGCUGGUCCCGCAUCGGAAUGCUCCCUCAGAAGCAAGGCUCGCAUCGAUGCCCUGUUCGAAGAUUCGAGGUCGAUCUACGGAUCGAACAUUGGCGGUUGGUAUGGCGCGGUAUCAACCAUGAACUCGAAUCAUCUGGAGGACAUGGGGGUGGACGAGCAGAGAAGGGUGAACAGCGCCGUGCAGGCGAGGAUCGAGGCGAUGUUCGCUUCCGUGGAAGCCGAAAGCGAAACACCUGGAGAAUGCGCCGCCGCGAUUUUACCGGUGAAAUAUAUGGGCGCAGCACCUGUGGGAGGUCGCGUGGCAAGCGUUCGAGGCCUCCAAGAACCCCUACGUCAGCUUCUGGAAAGAAUCCAAUGUUCUGUGCGGGCGGAACUCGAAGUCUCCAGACGAGGGUUGACUUUCCGCACGUCUGACACCUGCGAGAAGAACAACCCCUUUCGCAGGAUCGCCGUGUGGAGUGCACUGAGACUUCGUAAUAAACGCAUGCCAUCGGGAGAGCUGCAUCACGCUUUCUUGCCGUUGGUCGGUGAUCACGAACAGAGCCAGACAAGCGAGGAGAAGCACGCAGACUUGUACAGAACAAUGCGUGGCCUGAAAACGACAUCAGACCACUAUUCACCGAUAUUUGCAGUAGUAAUGCGACGACCAGGGGCGACCAGGUUACUAGAAUGCCACGCGUUCGCGUGUGAGACGGAAGAGGAUGCAGUGGCUGCUGCAGCGACCCUCUACAGAUCUUUACUCGCUGAUUUGGAUGCGAAUCGACGUCGGCCAAGGCACACGAACGGCGUCGGUUGCAUGAGCAUAGCCUCGGUAGCCUCCAGCGUCAGAGAACCGAGUCCAAGCAGCAGGCUCAGCACCAGAAUGAACAUAUUACAAUCGGAAGCUAUCAGAUCGACUCCUCAACAUCCCGUGAGACCUCCAAGAACGAAGAAAACCUCCGUGUCCAGUUCGGUAACGGAAGAGGAAACUGAAAAAUCAUCUGGUUUACAAAAAGCUCCCAGAAGAAAGAAGAAAAAUUCUGAUAUCAAAGCAGAAGACGUUUUGGAGGCUCGAGGAAGAAGAAAAGAGGCUAGUCCGAAAGAAAAAAUUACUCCAGUGGUCCAGAGCUUCAGUCCUAUUCAGACGAACUUCGACUCGAAAGUUUCCAAGAAAGAGGAACGCGAAAAUUCGAAGAAUAAAACGUUCGGAAUUAAAAAAGAAAUAAACGCUCCUGAAAAAAUCGAAGUAGAAAACUCGAAUAAUUCUGCGAACAAGAUUUACGACAUAGGGGCCAAUGGAUUCUAUGAGACAGUCUCUAACAGAUACGAGAAGCUUCCAAUAAUUGGAAAAGCGGGGAAAAUCGAGAGCCCGGCGCAAGAAACUCCGAUUAAAGAAGCAGAUGACGUGGAGGAAAGAAUGUACGAAAAAUCUCACGGUUCCUAUGACCUGAAUAAUCCUGUGUCCUCGAGAGAUGCGUCUAAGGAUCAAGAAACACACUCUGCGAGGUCAGACGUUGUAAUCUACGACAGGAUCGACAGAUCAGGCUGCAAGAGCGAAGAAAACGCAUUGUACGAACGAGCUUUGAAGAGAAACAGCAAAGAGAGGCUCUAUGAGGAACACUUUAAAGAUGUUGAUAAAAUAUACAGUCUUGCCCAGGAAGAAAUUUACAGUGGCAGAGGUAGCAAACUGGGACCAGGGAAGAUAAAGAGUUCGCAAGAAGAUAUAUUCUUUGGUAGAUCCUGUAAUAACGAGAUUUAUCAGUUGAGCCAGGAGAGUCGUGGGGAUUCUGUGUCAGUGGAACGAAGAAGGUCCAGGGACCAAGAGAAGAUCACACCUGGAAGACGAGUGAGCAGAGUGGUUACCAUGGAUAAACCUUUGAAGAAGCAACUCAGCGAUUCCACAUCGAAUUUGAAUUUGAUGGAGCAUAAUCAGCCAAGAGUCAGGAAGAGAAGCAGAGCUGGAAGUGAACCACCUGUUAGCAGGUCUGAGGAUGCUACGAAGGCUCUCGAGGAGACUAGAUUGAAGAGAUCUCAGAGUGAUAUAGACGUGGAUAGAGGAGAUUUGAUGACCAGAGUCGAGUUGCCCAGGAGAGGAAGCUUUUUGAAUCCUGGAAGCGCUAGGAGACCUAAUAGUAUCAAAGGUGGCACUCCUUUGGGAUUUACCGAACUUUUUGAUGAGUUUAGGAAUCAGGAGGGUCUGACUAGUGUCGACGACAUCUUGGCUGCUAUUAUCGAUCCUGAAGGCAUGUCAUUCAACGACUUGAAACCCUUGUACAAAGAGUUCUUGUUAAAAUUAGCCGCCACAUUGACACAGGAUGAGCUAUAUCAGAGAUCAGCGAGCAUAAUGAGGAGGCGUCGAAGGCCGCAACGAAGACGAUCCAGUCGUCGAACCUGCUUACUUGGCAGGGCCAUCAAAAGGUCUGUGUCGAGGUUGAAGGGUGGACCGACGGAAUUCACUUCCGUGAUCUUCCCUGCGAGAAGACUGAACGAUAGUUUCGGUAGUAGCUCUUCUUGCGACGCCAGGAACAAUCAUAGGAAUCGUGUAUUGGCUAAUAAAUUGGGCAAGAGAAGAUCUUCGUGGAGGACGAGUAAAAAUGGCGCCUGCCAUACUACUUCUGAAGAUAGCGACACUUGCAGAAGACUAAACAGAAGCGCAGGAGCGGCAGCGAACAGGAGCAGCAGCGGUUACGUGAGUUGCAGCGAGUGUAGCUACGAUUCGGAGUCGUGCACCUGCGUGUCAGCGGACAAAUGCUACUGCUCGUUGUCGAGGAGGAUCCCGACGCAGCCUCACGUUCCUCCAAACACGGUGGUAUGUGCUUGUGACACUGACAGCUGCUCUGAAAGCAAUAAGUGUUACUGUGCUCGGCAGCCGAUCCGGCCGACGAUACUGGAGCAGUUAAGGCAGAGAGGCAUCGUGCCCUCUGAAGGCACCCUCAGCCGAGCCGGAAGCCCGGACAAAGCUCGAGCGGUCAAGACCGGCAGAUGUCGAACGCCUUCCCAAGGUUUGGAUGUACUCAAGAAGCAGUCAUCGUCAAGCUACGGUAGUUCGAACAACUUCGCCCUAGAUUACGACCUGUUCAAUCCAGGACGAAAGUCUCAACAGUCUUCAGACAGCGAGAAGGUGCUAGUCGUUAGUGCUAGAGACACGCAGGGCCGUUUAGUGUACGUCGGUGGCGCUGACAGAGACAAGAAAUGUCUUUCCCAUUGUUCCAGUCGAUCUGGAGCGCAUCACGAAGCCCUUUCGAUCAAGAAAAGCGCGGAAAUCGCGGCCAUCUUCGGCGCUGAAUCGAGUAGAAUCAGCAGGCGAACCAGUAACGCUUCCAGCGUCAAGAGUUCCAUUAGUCUGGAGGCUGGUUUAGGCUACUUACCAUGAACAUCCUUUUUUCCUUGAUAAAAUUACACCCUCUACUUGAUCUGAUCGGCAAAUUAUAAGGAUUAGAAAAUAUAGUUAUAUCACAGGAUGAUUGUAAAUUAAAUUAAUGCGUCAAAUUAUACAGUAAUGACGUUUACACGACCUUAAGUAAAAAAUAAGAUACCGAGAAGUUUAAAAGAUUUAAAUUUAUCCUAGCAAUUUGUCCUAGUAAUUAAAAUUAAAUAAAGUAUAAAUCAUUGAUCAAUCGUCAUGUUAUAACUUGACAUAAAAAAAUAUAGAAAAGUCUAUUCUUCAAAAAGAAUUUUCGAUCAGAUUUAGUAGAUAUUAUACAUAAAUAUACAUAUAUAUAUAUAAAGUUAUUUUUUUAUUUUUUAUUAAAAAAAGACACCAUUCAGCAAAGAGGUGUAAAUACUGAAAUAAAUACUUCAAAGAGAACGUCCAGGAAGAAAUACGUAAAAGAUAUCGAAUUAUUUUUUACGAGGGCAUAAACGCUCCAGCGAUAAUAGUUUCUAUUUUUACUUUUAGAAUAUUAUUUGUCUUUUACUAAAGAAAGACCUUGAGCUCGCGUUUUCGAUAUUCAAUUACUAUUUAGUUGAUUCAAGCUAAUUGGCAUGAAAAAUCACGGGAAUGUAAUGUCUACGUAUAUAUUGAUAUUAUAGCGCGUGUAUAUUAA
Molecule: messenger RNA, 6685 nt
Organism: Bombus impatiens (common eastern bumble bee)
Lineage: Eukaryota; Metazoa; Arthropoda; Insecta; Hymenoptera; Apidae
Exons: 8
Coding region: 2617-6012 (1131 amino acids)
Source: RefSeq, a predicted model, not a curated record